Aspergillus ochraceoroseus IBT 24754 is the source of this 1431-nucleotide messenger RNA. RefSeq names its product putative GATA transcription factor (AreB). Gene Ontology annotation, molecular function: RNA polymerase II cis-regulatory region sequence-specific DNA binding; zinc ion binding; DNA-binding transcription factor activity, RNA polymerase II-specific. The record is from RefSeq and is a predicted model, not a curated record. Gene Ontology annotation, biological process: negative regulation of transcription by RNA polymerase II; positive regulation of transcription by RNA polymerase II. NCBI's taxonomy places the organism in Eukaryota, Fungi, Ascomycota, Eurotiomycetes, Eurotiales, Aspergillaceae. The coding region runs from base 1 to 1431 and encodes 476 amino acids. The transcript has 5 exons.
AUGUGUAGAGAAAGAGAGAGAAGGAAAAAAAAUGUUCCACAGAUUUUGAUCAAUAAUCGUCGAUGCAGGUUCUCUACAACCACUUCCACACUGGCUUCGCUUCUCUUCCGGGCGUCGCCCAUCGACCCGGCCCUUCAUCCCCCAUCGCCCUCGACCUCGCAAUCAAACGACCUCCCGUAUAAUCCUCCGUCGUCCUCCAUUGACAGCCAGUCUAUAUCCCGUCAGUCGACAACGGAUACUGCGCCUGGGGCAUCGUCAGCAUCGUCACAGUAUUCCACGACACUCCCCGAGCUGGCUUCGAGUUCACUGGAGAAAAGUCCGGAGGACAGCACCAGCAGUAGCAGCGGAUUUCCCAGCUCUCUCGGCCCUUCACUACCUGGUCUAUCCGUCCUCGCCUCGGUCGCAUCCGCACCUACCUCGAAUCUACGAACUUCGAGUAGCGAUGCGCAUCCCAGUAUGGCUAAUAUGACUUACGCGACAUCAUCCCCGGCUGCAACUACUGGAGGACAAGGCAACAAUCCGCCUAUCUGCCAGAAUUGCGGGACUUCCAAGACUCCCUUAUGGCGCAGAGACGAACUUGGGUCCGUCCUUUGCAACGCCUGCGGUUUGUUCCUCAAACUCCAUGGAAGACCCCGUCCAAUCAGCCUCAAAACAGAUGUGAUCAAGAGUCGCAAUAGGGUCAAGACCGCUGGGCAGGGGCCGAAGCGUAAAUCUGGUAGCGCUGCCGAUGGAAAUGGCUUGUCCUCCUCCAGAUCAGAGGCAGGCACUCCCCCGCUAGGCCCCCAGGUAUAUCGUCGCGCGUCGCGGAAGAUGUCGCCGGGCCAUUCAGACCGAUCCAACUCCCCCGUCCCCCGAACGGAGACUCCUGGAAUUCCUCCCAUGCACCAGCCACAUACCCAACAACACCACAAUUCUAACAUCGCGCCCCAGCAUAUGUUUGAUAGUGUGACCCUCGAAAAUCACACCCUUCCUCCCCCGAAUUCUCUGCCUCCUGUUCAGCUACGUCAGCAAUCUCCUACGUCUACAUCUGCACCUGUGGAUCGCCAUCAUGAAUCCCCUCAGACCUACGAAGACCUCUUGGCUGCGAAUACCUCGUUGAAGACUCGUGUGAGCGAGUUGGAGCUUAUCAAUGGCCUGUUCAGGGGACGUGUCGCGGAACUCGAGCAGAGCGAUGCAACUGCGCGUCGGUCUGAGAUGAUCGUACGCGACUCGGAAGUGCGCCUGCGGCGGUCUCUUGAUGAGGCUCAGCGCCGAGAGGAAGAACUCAAACGACGCAUAGCCGAAUUGGAACGACAAUUUGUCGAACACUCAAAUGAUCGAAAUCACUCCGCCCACGACAACCCUCUAGAGCCAUUGGCCAAACGCAUGAGGCUGUCUGAUGUGGUGGAGCAACCCUGUAAUUCCCCUGCCAGAUCUCCCAAGAGCGUCUAA